UUUAAAAAAACAAGGAGUAUAUAAGAAAAAAUUGAAUCCGAGUCCGACUUGCACAACCAAUUUGACAGCUCUAUUCCGACGAUAACAGACUUGAGUGCUUAACAAGAAUCACAUGUUAUAAGAGAAAAGGAGCACGAGAUCACACGCUCUAACAGUCUCGCACACAAUUAAAACACCCGCCUACUUUUCAUAUUCCUACGCCGUCGAAAUUCAUUUUCUGGAAUUAACAUUAAAUUCAACUCUCCAAACUUCAUCACAUUUCACCAGAAUUUCUUCAACGAAGAACCCUAAUUCUUCAUUUCCCCCAAAUUCAACCUCAUAAUCUCAGCAUUCUUGAACAAUUUCUGCUAGUUCUCUCUCCUCCUCUGCCAUGGCUGCAUUUCGUAGGCUUCUUCCUUCCCGCUCAUUUGGUGUCUUUGCUCGGACUUGCAGUUCUUGGACUUCUUCUGCUUCUUCUACUGAAGGAAUUGAAGGGAGUUUGCGGCAUUUCAGUGACCAGAAAGUGUUGAGAAUCAAAGACGGGGUAGUGGAGGAUGAAGUUGAGAGAAUUCGGAGUGAUUUAGAGAUUGCCAAGCAGUGUUUCCUUACAAUUCCACAGACUCUUAAGUCUAUGCCUAAGAUGAAUCCUGAGGGGAUAUAUGUGAACAAGAACUUGCGAUUGGACAACGUUCAAGUUUAUGGGUUUGACUAUGAUUACACAUUAGCACAUUACUCUGCUCAUCUACAAGCUUUGAUUUAUGACCUUGCCAAGGAGCAUUUAGUCAAUGAGCUUAGGUAUCCAGAAAGUUGCUUGAAGUUCAAAUAUGACCAUAGCUUCCCUAUUAGAGGUUUGUACUAUGACAAGUUAAAAGGGUGUCUCUUGAAGUUGGAUUUUUUCGGAUCAAUUGAGCCUGAUGGAUGCUUCUUUGGUCGUCGUAAGCUAAGGCGGGAGGAGAUAAUAGAGAUGUAUGGAACAAGACAUAUUGGUCGCCAUCAAGCCCGGGGGCUUGUUAGUUUGAUGGAUUUUUUCUGCUUUAGUGAGGCAUGCUUGAUCGCUGACAUCGUGCAACAUUUUGUCGAUGAAAAACUGGAGUUUGAUGCUUCGUAUGUCUAUCAUGAUAUCAAUCAUGCAAUUCAGCAUGUUCAUAGAAGUGGAGUAGCUCAUAAGGCAAUCAUUGCUGAUCCUGAGAGAUAUCUUGUAAAAAAUGAUCAGUUGUAUUGCUUUUUGAAGAUGCUAAGAGACAAAGGAAAGAAAAUGUUCUUGCUGACUAAUUCACCCUAUUAUUUUGUUGAUGGCGGUUUGCGCUUUCUUUUGGAGGAUUCCCUGGGCUGUGGUGACUCUUGGAGAGAUCUAUUUGAUGUAGUCAUUGCUAAAGCCAAUAAGCCAGACUUUUAUACGUCAGAGCGACCAUUCCGAUGCUAUGACACGAGCAAGGAUACGUUGGCAUUCUCUAAGGUGGAUGCUUUUCUUCCCAAUAAAAUAUAUUACCAUGGAUGUCUGAAAUCCUUUCUCAAAAUUACAAAGUGGCACGGGCCAGAGGUCAUAUACUUUGGUGACCAUUUGUUUAGCGAUCUUAGAGGGCCUUCAAAGGCAGGGUGGCGUACUGCUGCUAUCAUUCAUGAAUUGGAAAAUGAAAUACGUAUCCAGAAUGAGGAAUCUUAUCGUUUUGAGCAGGCGAGAUUUCACAUUAUCCAAGAGCUCCUAGGUAGAUUGCAUGCAACUGUUGUAGAUUCACAAAAAAGUGAAACAUACAGGUCACUCAUGAAAGAGCUCAAUGAGGAGAGGCAAACAGCACGCUGCACCAUGAAAAACAUGUUCAACAAGGCUUUUGGGGCCACUUUCCUCACUGAUACUGGUCAAGAAUCCUCCUUUGCCUAUCACAUCCAUCAGUAUGCAGAUGUUUACACCAGUAAGCCAGAAAAUUUCCUGUUCUAUCCACCUGAAGCAUGGCUUCAUGUGCCUUUUGAUGUCAAGAUCAUGCCACAUCAUGUGAAGGUUCCUUCAAGCUUGUUCAAGACAUAGGAGACAUUCGUUUUAAUCAUUUAGGAUUGUUAUAAUUUUGGACUCAAAUUUUGAUCCUGUGAGUAAAGUCUGCGUGCUCACUGCAAAUGAUUUUUUUUGCUUAUACAAAAUACAGUUUAGGCAAAUGUUGUAAAGUUUGAAAUACAGUUUAGGCAAAUGUUGUAAAGUUCGUAAAUACAGUUUUUGCUUAUUCCAUAACAUGUAGAUUAUGGAAAAUCUUAUACACAACCCAAGGUUGAUAGAUGAGAAAAAGAAUAUAGAAACAAUAAUCAUUUGUAAACAUCAUUAUUUUUUACCAAUGUAUUGCCUUUAACAAUUUCUUUCCAUGUAAUACUCCAUAUGUUGGAUAAUGUUUAUAUUUCUCCAAUGUAUUUCGUGACAUUUACUUUGCA
Chenopodium quinoa (quinoa) is the source of this 2394-nucleotide messenger RNA. Its product is annotated as 5'-nucleotidase domain-containing protein DDB_G0275467-like. Lineage: Eukaryota; Viridiplantae; Streptophyta; Magnoliopsida; Caryophyllales; Amaranthaceae. Gene Ontology annotation, molecular function: 5'-nucleotidase activity. The record is from RefSeq and is a predicted model, not a curated record. The transcript is spliced from 13 exons. The coding region runs from base 371 to 2002 and encodes 543 amino acids.